Molecule: messenger RNA, 1226 nt
Organism: Cottoperca gobio
Lineage: Eukaryota; Metazoa; Chordata; Actinopteri; Perciformes; Bovichtidae
Product: sodium/potassium-transporting ATPase subunit beta-1-interacting protein 3-like
Exons: 7
Coding region: 128-721 (197 amino acids)
Biological process (GO): regulation of sodium ion transport
Source: RefSeq, a predicted model, not a curated record
UGCACUGUGCGUCCGGAGAUGGACCUAAAGCUUCGCAGGUUUUCAACUUGUGUUUGAGUAUUUUUUGAAUCACUGUUUUUAUCCACUUCUUCCUCAUCUUCCUCAUCAGAGCCAGAGCGAGAGGAAGAUGGGCUGCUGCUCUGCACGAUGCAUGCUGAUCCUCCUGUGUUGUCUGCAGCUGAUCACUGCGCUGGAGAAGCAGGUGUUCGACUUCCUCGGCUACCAGUGGGCUCCCAUCAUGAUCAACUUCUUCCACAUCAUCGUGGUCAUCCUGGGCCUGUUCGGGGUCAUCCAGUACAGAUCACGCUACGUCCUCAUGUACCUGCUGUGGACGCUGCUGUGGGUCGGCUGGAAUGUGUUUGUCAGCUGCGUCUACCUGGACGUGGGCGGCCUCGCCAAGGACAGUGAUGUCCUCUCUCUGGGAGUAUCGUCACAUCGCUCCUGGUGGAAGGUCAACGGGCCGGGCUGUGAGAGCGACGGCCUGCCCUCCUCCGCUGGCUGGCAGAAAAACCAACAAAACCCCGAACUGAGCACCGUGACGAGCUGCUGGCUGGAGUACCAGUACGUCGAAGUCCUGCACUGCAUCGGCCAGCUGCUCAUAUCUCUCCCGGGAUUUGUUUAUGCCUGCUACCUCGCCAGCACUUUCUCAGAUGAGGAGGACAGCUUUAAUUUCAUUGGUGGAUUCCAUCAUCCAUCCAAACCCUCUCAGUUUCUCUUCUAGUGCAGUGCACCUGGAGUGCACCUGCAGAUUUUAAAUAACCACACAAGUAAAGUUGUUGAGGAAAGCCGAGAAGGAACCGGGCAGAACGGGGAAACGACUUGGAAGACGGUCAUCGUGAAGUUACUUCAGCCUGGAUGUCAAGAGAGGAUUUCACUGAAUAAAACGUGCAGAGCCGUUCAUGAUGCGUUUUUUAAAAUCUACCUGUGUGCAAGUGUGUGUGCAAGUGUGUGUGCAAGUGUGUGUGCAAGUGUGUGUGCAAGUGUGUGUGCAAGUGUGUGUGUGCAAGUGUGGGAAAGAAAUAGAAAUCACGGGAUAUGAAGCACUCAAAUACAAAACAAAAGUGUGAUUUGAAUAAUGUAAAUAAGUAGCUGGUUCUUUCUGAUGUUUUUAAAUUUUUUAUAAAUUAUUAAUAAUGUGUAAUUUCAGUUAGAAAAAGUGACCACUCCAACGUGUGUAGAGUAUGAUCAUUAUAAUUCUGUGAAAUAAACCAUGUUUACAAAACCGC